This is a messenger RNA of Dermatophagoides farinae (American house dust mite), 1603 nucleotides long. RefSeq lists its product as uncharacterized. The record is from RefSeq and is a predicted model, not a curated record. NCBI's taxonomy places the organism in Eukaryota, Metazoa, Arthropoda, Arachnida, Sarcoptiformes, Pyroglyphidae.
AAUGAAAUCAAUGAUGAAAAUUUUAUUUCAGAAACGAAAACAGGAAAAAUUAAAAAUGAAAAAACGUGGUGUAUAAAUGGCCAAGGACAAUUAUCAAACAACAAACGAUGACUAGGAUCUCUUUGUUCACACAAUUAAUGGUAUUAAUUCAAUUUUUUUUUAAUUUCAUUUUCAAUAUUCAAUUAGCAAUCAUGUUGAUCACAUUUGUGCACAUGUCCGUAUCUUUAUCACGAUCUGAUUGUGUGUGUGUGUGUGAUGCAAAGACAAUAAUAUGAUUCUGUUUCGUGUCUUGUCGAUGAAUAGAUCGAUGGAUGGUAUCAUCGGUAUUUUGUGCAGAUGAUUUUUUUUUUCAUUCAUUCAAAUUCAUCAAAAUAAAGGGACUGUAACCAUCAUCAAAUAUAUAAAAAUUUCUACUUUCAAUUUCAAAUUCAUUCAUUUUUCUGGUGUUGUAUGUGUUCGACGACCAUCAUUGAAGAUUAUUGAAUGAUUGAAAGAAAAAAAUGUUGAAAUUAAUAUUGAUAUUUUUGAUUGGAAUUGCGUAUGCAACACAAACUCGUAUUAAAAUCGGAUCAAAAUCAUGGGCAUAUCAGAUUGAUCUGAAUCAUGGUCAACAAAUACGUAAUGAAUUUAGCAAUGAAGAUGGCGUUACCAGUGGAUUUUAUCUAUUUCGAAAUGAACAAAAUCAAACUAAAAAGCUACAAUAUACAAUCGACCCAAAUCGUAAUCAACCAGAUGUUGAAUUCGAUGUCAUCAAUAUUGCCAAUAAUGAUGAAAUGAUGGCCGAUCAUAAUCAAUCAGGAUGUGUGAGGCCAAAUGCAAAUUUGACAUUUGAUUCAAUUGAUAGCAAUGAAGAUUUCAAAGGACAUGUCACAUUGAAAGUUGGUAAUGCAACUUAUAGUAUAAAUUUUGCAACCGGUGAUAAAAGCAAUUCUCGUGAAGAGAUACUCACACCAACGGGAUUGCUAUAUGGUCGUUAUAAUUUUAUGCCAAAAAAUAGCCAAAACAAAAUAGUGAUAAAUUACAAAUUCAAUUCAACAUCAGUGGAUCCAACAUUCGAAGUAUCAUUAUUUAAAUCAUCCGAAUUGGAAACGAUAAGCCGUGAUUAUCAUCCUCGUGAACGAGAUUAUUAUCACCACAACAAUAUUAAUUAUAAUCCAAAUCGGGCACCAUAUCAAAGAGGAUACUUACCAGCAACAUCAUCAUCAUCAUCAUCAUCAGGAACAUCAGCAGCAGCAGUAGCAGGUGUUUUAUCAUCAUCACAUCGUGCAGCUAUAGCCCGUGCACAAGAACAAGCACGACAAGCAGCUUUGGCUGAAAAAUAUCGAAAUAAUAAAAAUCCACAAUUCCAAUACCAUGAUUCAUUAUCAACAACAAUUCCAAGCUGGUAUUAUAAUCGAAGCAAAUCCAACGAGCCAUGAAACAUUCAAUAAAGAGUUAACAAAAUGUUAGUUUCAGACACAUUUUACGAUAUGUUUCAGCCAAUAAAUCAAUAUGAAAACAUGAUUUCCGUAUAUAAUCAUAUCGACUAUUUGAAUUCCAAUCUUUACGUAACCAUUCCAACUGUUCUAUAUUUGUUGCAAAUAAAAUUUCAUUUACAUCUUCA